GAAUCUGCAGAUACUGCCCUCUCUGCCUCCGCCCUCCGUUUCCCGCAUACCAAAUACUCUUCCCGGCACGAAAGCUUAAUUUCGCCCAUCCCAUCCCAUCAUAUCUCGCCCUCCCAUUGCUUGCCCACUGACCCACCAUAUCCUAUUCUAUCGCCUCGCGCACCCGUGCUCCCCCGCCACGCUGAGGCAGGCGGUCUCUCCCCUAGAACUAUCGGCAUUUUUUCCUCCCCCAGUCGGUUCAUCCGUCCCUCCAUUAUGCCAGACACCUCUCUCCCUCAGUCCCCCCAACUAGAUCACCAGCAGCCCCAGAAGACAGCCGCAUCACUCCCAUCAUCACUUAAAGAGUCGCUCGCCGCAUCCACAUCGCCUACAUCACUCCCAUCGUCACCCACCACUGUAAAAUCCGCAUCUGGGGGCGCCGGAGGUGACGCGCCAGACCAGAAGCCAUCGCAACUUAAAAACAAGGGCAAGGCUGUGCAGGACCAAACAGAUUCGGACUCGUCCGAAGUGAAGUCCCUCAAGAGACGACCAUCGACUUCAGCCCUGUUGCUCGACCAAUACAUCACACGCGAUCAUCUACACGCGGCUGCGAUAUUCACACAGACUGAGGCUUCCAACAACCUUAUCCGCUCCAAGCGACGCGAAGUAGAUUAUUAUCAGCAGCUUAGACGCGAACGCCAGGUUAAUCCAGGCGCGGUAUUUGGGUACGGUUACCAAGGCUAUGGAAAUGGAUUCACUGAUGGAAAGUCGCGAAUUUUGUAUCCGUGUCAGCGAAAGAGGCCGGGUGGGAGGAAAGCGCGAGAACUGCGAUUAUCUCGGUCGCAGCUUCAGACGCAGGCGGAUAUGGUGGAAUCGUUGGUUCCUGUGCGACUCGAUAUCGAUUAUGAUAAGAUCAAGCUUCGGGAUACAUUUACAUGGAAUAUGCAUGACCGAUCAAUACCGCUUGAGCUCUUUGCCGAACAGUUGGUUGAGGAUUUUCACCUCCCUCUAGCCCCUGCGCUUGUACAGAUGGUGGCCAAUUCAAUUCGGGAGCAGGUUACCGAUUACCAUCCCCACGUUUUCUUUGCCGAUGAUCCGCUAGAUCCGACCCUACCCUACACAGCUUAUAAGAAUGACGAUAUGCGAGUUCUUAUUAAGCUCAAUAUUACCAUAGGGCAGCAUACGUUGGUAGAUCAGUUUGAGUGGGAUAUCAAUAAUUCGCUAAACUCGCCGGAGGAAUUUGCCCAACUUUUAACGCGCGAGCUUUCCCUAUCCGGGGAGUUUACUACAGCGAUUGCCCACUCGAUACGAGAGCAGGCUCAACUGUUCACAAAGUCUCUUUUCCUUACUGGGCAUCCCUUCGAUGGUCGGCCAGUUGAAGAUGAGGAUAUUCGAUCCGCCAUGCUUCCAUCACCUCUAUCCAACCUUUUCCGACCAGCAGGACAUGCAAAGGAGUAUACACCUCUACUGUACGAGCUUUCGGAUACCGAGAUGGACCGCGCCGAGAAAUCGCUUUCCCGUGAGGCGCGUCGUAAAAGACGGGUCAACCGGAGAGGAGGCCCAAGCUUGCCCGAUCUCAAAGAGGUGCCCAAGACACAUCGAUCGCAGAUUGUGUCUAGUGUGCUCCCGGGCGCGGUCCAGGAGGUCUCGCAACUUAAAAAGACGAUGACUUCUAAGACGGUCAGAGACGGAGAAUCUGAAGAUGAUUCAUCGGAAUCCGAUAUGGAGGAUGUGCCAAUUGAGAAGGCUAUUCCGGGUUAUGCCAACAUGACCAAGAGGCAGCGGAUAGCAGCCCAGAAUCAGCUUCGUGCUUCUACCGGUCGUUCACAGACUCCAGAGGUUGCGAGCACGCAACGGGAGCAUGGACACCACCACCGGGGCGAGCACCACCAUACUCCUAGCCAUCUUGCACGAGCCUCCACACCUCUAUUCUCACGAAGGCCGGGUGUUCCUAUGCACACUGACACCCAGUCGUCCCAAUCAUCACCAAUGCCUCCACCGCAGACCCCUACACCAGCGACAAAGGCGGCUUCGACCCCGGCCGUUUCCUCGACGCCCGCACAGCCAACUCCUACUCCAGCUCAGAGGCCGGAAGCUGGAAAUACUCCGGUACGCUCUUUAAUUGUUAUGCUCAAGAUUCCUUCAACGCGGAGGAAACCUCCAUCUCUGGAACAAAACGCAAUGGUCCCGCUGACAUGUAGUUUUUCGUUUUCCACGAAACAGCCCCCGCCAGAAUGGCUCAGUGCUGCCAUCGCCGAACUGCACGUCUUGCACCCAGCUGACCGCUUCGAAAUCAUGAUGCGAUAUACGGCUUACGACCCCUUGACCGACAACCCCUUGCCCCCGCACUCGACGAAUCCGAAUGCCAAGUACAAGUACAGUCCGCGCAUUCGCUGCCAUGAUUGCCCUGGAAAGUUGUAUACCCCUGGACCAAGUCAGUCCAUCGAGAACUUCUUGACGCAUCUGAAAAAUAGAGGCCAUAGAGAGCGUGUGGAUCAGAGGGUCAAGCUGCAGAGCAAAUCGGCAGAGCGGUCAUAAUUGGGGGGAGGUUUCUUCCCCCCAUCCCCACCUGCUAUUGUCAAUUCCUUCUUUAUUAUCUUUGUCCCUUUCUUUCCAAAUUCAAUUUCUGCUCCCUGACCGAUUACUUUUUUUUCGUUAAGAAUUUUUUCUAUUUUAUUUUAUCCCAAACCGCCCUACGGACAGAAGCACAGGCAAACGCGGGUCGCACCAGAAAACUAAUAGAUUAAAA
Messenger RNA from Tuber melanosporum (Perigord truffle), 2728 nucleotides. RefSeq lists its product as uncharacterized. Gene Ontology annotation, biological process: regulation of transcription by RNA polymerase II; chromatin remodeling. Gene Ontology annotation, molecular function: transcription coregulator activity. The transcript has 4 exons. Lineage: Eukaryota; Fungi; Ascomycota; Pezizomycetes; Pezizales; Tuberaceae. The coding region runs from base 256 to 2517 and encodes 753 amino acids. Gene Ontology annotation, cellular component: nuclear chromosome; nucleus; SWI/SNF complex. The record is from RefSeq and is a predicted model, not a curated record.